UUCAGUUUAUUUUUGUUUUUGGGCAGGAGAAAUAAUUGCUGGUGGGAAUUUUGUUUAUAACUGGCAAUUCUGGCAAAAAUGCCUGAUGGUGGACAGCCUGAGACUCCCUCAGAUGAUCUUAGUGAUCAGGAAGUUCGAGAUAAUCUACUGUGGGCGAGUCGUCCUUGCUUCCUGUAUCGACAGGAAUUCAAGGAUUGCAAGAGUAUCAAGGCUAGAUUUAACCAGUACUUUAUCUAUGGAGAGUCUAUAGAUUGUUCACAGUGGGGAAAGGACUAUGACAAUUGCGUGAAGUAUGAGGAAAAGGGAGAUAUCGUCGCCGGCCGGAAACUUCUGGAGAGUGAAGAUGAGAGACGGCACCGGAGGAUGGCGGCACACAAUGCAAAUGAUACAUGGAAGAAAAGGACUUCCCCACCGAAAGAAUGGAAUUCUCCACUGCCGGAGUGGUUUGUGAAGAACAAUGAAAAUACCUAUUUGGCAGCGAAAUCGAAGGAAAAAGACGGAAUAAUGGCUCCUGCCAAAGAGGAUUCUCUGUGUUCAGUGAUGUAGCAGCUUCAGGGGAUGUAGAAUAUCACUAAAUAAAUUAUCCGUGUAGGCUCAA
Messenger RNA from Phlebotomus papatasi, 598 nucleotides. Its product is annotated as UPF0545 protein C22orf39 homolog. Bases 79 to 546 code for a protein of 155 amino acids. The record is from RefSeq and is a predicted model, not a curated record. The transcript is spliced from 2 exons. Lineage: Eukaryota; Metazoa; Arthropoda; Insecta; Diptera; Psychodidae.